Molecule: messenger RNA, 5196 nt
Organism: Oncorhynchus nerka (sockeye salmon)
Lineage: Eukaryota; Metazoa; Chordata; Actinopteri; Salmoniformes; Salmonidae
Product: RUN and FYVE domain-containing protein 2-like
Exons: 18
Coding region: 226-2328 (700 amino acids)
Cellular component (GO): cytoplasm
Molecular function (GO): metal ion binding
Source: RefSeq, a predicted model, not a curated record
CUCCCAUACGGACCUGAGGGAUUCGGCUUCAUAGGAUCUUUACACUCUGCGGCGAAUAAGGGAUAGUCAUUUGUCAUUGAUAACUGUGAAAGCGGCGUUCACACUUAGAAUGUAGACGAAAUGUGAUAGGCAUUAUAGUGUUGGGAUUGGAUGGUUUAGCAAUGCUAUCCCAGACAUUUCUGCAACAAUGGUCGCCAGGUGAAUUGUCCGUAUGAUAUUUCGACGAUGGCGACACCUGCAGAGCACGACCUUACAUUAGCUGAAGCAGAGAGCAACAAAGAGAAGUCUCAAGUAUUCGGAAUCCUUAGGUUUCAGGAAGAAAAAUCGACCGGUGAAAAAGCUAGCACCACCACGUCCACGACCAUGAGAGCCGGGGACGGGAGAUGGCAGGCCCCCAUAUUUGCACUAGCCAGGAAAGCAUCAGAGACCUUUUCAGGAAGCAGCAGUCAUGUUUUGGCGAAGGUAGCGGAACCCACAUCUUUUGUAAACGAAUGGAGUGCCCAAGCUCUGCGGGACCCUAUGGCGAUGGAGAGAGCCAACCUGCUGAACAUGGCCAAGCUCAGCAUCAAAGGCCUGAUCGAGUCGGCCCUCAGUUUUGGACGCACCCUGGACUCCGACUACCCUCCACUCCAGCAGUUCUUCGUUGUCAUGGAGCACUGCCUCAAACAUGGUCUCAGAGUGAAGAAGUCAUUUCUUGGAUACAACAAGUCUCUGUGGGGUCCUCUGGAGAUGGUGGAGAAGUUGUGUCCCGAGGCAGGAGAGAUCGCAGCCAGCGUCAGGGACCUACCAGGACUAAAGACUCCGCUGGGCAGAGCUCGGGCCUGGCUGCGUCUAGCCCUGAUGCAGAAGAGGCUGGCUGAUUACCUCCGCCUUCUGAUCACCAGAAAGGACCUGCUAAGUGAUUUCUAUGAGAAUUCUGCUGUGAUGGUAGAGGAGGAGGGUGCUGUCAUCGUUGGCCUGCUGGUGGGACUCAAUGUGAUCGAUGCCAACCUUUGUGUCAAGGGAGAAGACUUGGAUACACAGGUUGGGGUCAUUGACUUCUCCAUGUACUUGAAAAAUGACAUUGAUGACUACAGAAGUGAAGAAAGAAAUGGUCAAAUAGCAGCCAUCCUGGACCAGAAGAACUACGUUGAAGAAUUAAACAGGCAGCUUAACUCUUCAGUACACGGCUUACAAGGGAGGGUCGAAAACUUGGAGAAAUCAAACUCUAAACUCAUUGAGGAGCUGGCGAUUGCAAAAAACAACAUAAUCAAACUACAAGAGGAGAAUCAUCAGCUUAGAAAUGAGAACACUAUUAUUCUCAUGAAAGCUCAGCAGCAACUUGAGGUGACCCAGGUGGACGUGGACGUGGAGCUGGACACCUACAAGAAGUCGAGGCAGGGCCUGGACGAGAUGUACAACGAGGCCAGGAAGCAGCUCAGGGAGGAGUGUCAACUACGCCAGGAUGUGGAGAAUGAGUUGGUGGUGCAGGUGAGCAUGAAGCAGGAAAUGGAUCUGGCCAUGAAACUGUUGGAGAAGGACAUCCACGAAAAGCAGGACACACUGAUCGGCCUCCGCCACCAGCUGGACGAAGUCAAGGCCAUCAACGUGGAAAUGUACUCAAAAAUGCAGACUUCCGAUGACGGCAUGAAACAGAAGAACGACAUGAUCACUCGUUUGGAGGAGAAGACCAAUCAAAUCACAGCAACCAUGAAACAGCUGGAACAAAGAUUACAGGAGGUUGAUCGGGACCGCUGGACCGCAGAAGAUGGAACGCGCAAAUUCAAGCAGGACUUUGUCAACAAAGCCGACAGCCUCCAAAUGCAGAUAGCCCAGAGAGAGAAGCAGAGGUUGCAGCUGGAGACAGACCUAAAGAUUGAGAAGGAGUGGCAGCAGACCUUACAAAACAACCUGGAGAGGGAACGAGACAUCGUCGCCCAGCUCAGUGCUGAAGCCCAGCAAAUAAAUGGACUUAAAAAGGAGUUCCACAGGCUGCAGGAUGAAAACAGCCAGCUGACUGGAAUAUGUGACGAACAGGAACAGGCCCUGGAGGAGCUGGGAUGCAAACUUAGCGAAUCAAAACUUAAAAUCGAGGACAUAAAAGAGGCCAAUAAAGCUCUUCAGGGGGGCCAGAUCUGGCUGAAGGACAAAGACGCCAACAUCUGUAAACUGUGUGAGAAGGAGUUCUCCAUCUCUCGGAGAAAGCACCACUGUAGAAACUGUGGGGAGAUCUUCUGCAAUGCCUGCUCUGACAACGAGCUGCCCCUCCCUGCCUCGCCAAAACCAGUGAGGGUCUGUGAUACGUGCCACGCCCUUCUUCUCCAACGCUGUUCCUCAAAUGCCACAUGAGAUGCCUCCUUUCAGCCCCAUCCACAGCUUUUACUUAGCCCCCCCUCUGAGUUUGUGUGACUGUUAUCAGGUAUCAAGCAUUCAUGUUCUCCUAGGUGUUGUCCUUUGUGUAACAUGAGAUUUGAGAUGUUAUAUCUGUGACACUUAUAUGACACUAAGGCUGCGUUUUAGAUAGACAGCACAAUUCUGAUGUUUUUUCUCUCACUUUUGACCAAUCAUAUCAGAUAUUUUGCCAAUAAUUGGGCAGAAGAUCAGAAUUGGGCUGCCUGUCUCCACAAUAGACUAAAACCAUGUGGGCAACUGAGCAUAUCGUUCUAAAUCUGCAGUAAGAAUAUCAAGAGACGAUGCAAAGUAUGUUUCUCUACGGACAGAGGAAUACAGUGGUUAAGCCUGUUGUCAUAAGCCGUGGAGUCAUUGGACAUAAUCAUAUUUUGGUUUUGUUGAGUCGUGUUAUUUCACUUGAAUGUGGAUGGUCUUACCUGUUGUAAUUCACACGUGCCUCUAAUAAGCCAAAAUACUGAAUGAGUACCUUUCACAGAUUUGUUUCUGCAUGAUAGAAUGCAGGCACAUUUCAGAAGUAUGUUUACCAAAAGCACUAAUGUUCCCAAUGCUGCCUUGGUUAUGAAGAAGAAGAAGAAACUACAUGAAACAGCACAGCAAAUGUAUAUGUUGUACUUUUGAUUACUGACUGAAAAACACAAUAUUAACUUAAGUAGGUCUAAUUAUUUAUUAACUUAACAAUAACUAUUAUUAUCAUAAAAAUAUACUAUAGCUACCUAAAGUAGCAAAUGAUUACGUUUGCAAACAUACCCAUCUUGUAUUUAUUUUUAUAAAGUGGAAAAAAUAUUUCAUUUCAGAGUAUUUGUUAUUUUUCUGCACAUUUUAUUUGAAUAUUUGUCAUACAAGUUUAAAAUCUUGUAUCAAAGUGACAAAUAAUUUCAGAUGUACUGUACAUUAAUUUGUGUUUACCAAAUUAUACACUUGCUGUAUAUUUUGUUUUGUAUUCAAUCAGCAAAACAGUGUGUUUCAAUGUAUAAUUUUCCAAAACUGGAAUGAAUACUUUUCAUUAAAAAUAAAUGGAUAUGGUACAUCUCACAUAAUCAAAAUAUAUCCUGUGUGCCUUAUCAGUUUUCAAUAUAUUCUCUUGUUCACUAGAUGCCAGUUACUUUGCAGUGCAUCAAAGUUGUCCAGGUCCUGAGGCAGCAAUGCAUCCCCAAACCAUCACACUACCACCACCAUGCUUGACCGUUGGUAUGAGGUUCUUACUGUGUUCGUUUUUCGCCAGACAUAAUGGGACCCAUUUCAUCCAAAAAGUUGACUUAAGUUUGCCAAGAAGCACCUGGAUGAUCAUCAUUUUGGAGCGGCAGCCUAGUUGUUAGAGCGUUGGACUAGUAACUGGAAGGUUGCAAGUUCAAACCCCUGAGCUGACAAGGUACAAAUCUGUCGUUCUGCCCCUGAACAGGCAGUUAACCCACUGUUCCUAGGCCGUUAUUUAAAAUAAGAAUUUGUUCUUAACUGACUUGCCUAGUUAAAUAAAGGUAAGAUUUUAAAAAAUCAAGACUCUUGGAAGAAUGUUCUAUGGACAGAUGAUUCAAAAGUUUAACUUUUGGGAUGACAUGGGGUCCCAUUAUGCAAGCAUGGUGGUGGUAGUGUGAUGGUUUGGGGAUGCUUUGCUGCCUCGGGGCCUGGAUGACUUGCCUUAAUAGAAGGAACCAUGAAUUAAGCUCCGUAUCAGAUAAUUCUACAGGAGAAUGUCAGGCCAUCUAUCUGUGAGCAGAAGCGCAGUUGGGUCAUGCAGCAAGACAAUGAUCCAAAACACAAGCAAGUUUACAUGAAAAUGUCUAAAAAGCCACACAUUUGAUGUUUUGGAAUGGCCUAGUCAAAGUCCAGACCUAAUCAGUUGAGAUAUGGCAGGACUUGAAACGAGCAGUUAAUGCUUGAAAACCCACAAAUGUCGCUGAGUUAAAGCAGUUCAAAUCAAAUUUGACUUGUCACAUGCGCCAAAUACAACCUUACAGUAAAGUGCUUACUAGCCCUUAACCAACAAUGCAGUUUAAGAAAAAUAAGUGUUAAAGUAUUUACUAAAAUACCAUUUUCGAAAAAGAAAAAUGCAUGCAAGAGUUGGCCAACAUUCCUCCACAACGAUGUGAAAGACUGAUCAAUAACUGCAGGAAGCGUUUGGUUGGAGUCAUUGCUGCUAAAGGUGGCACAACCAGUUAUUGAGUGUAAGGGGCCAUUCACACAGGGGCAUUGGGUGAUGCAUAACUUUGUUAUUUGUAAACUCGGGUUCCCUUUAUCUAAUAUUAGGUUUUGGUUGGAGAUCUGAUAACAUUCAAUAUAAAGAAAUAUGCAAAAAUAGAGAAUCUGAGAGGGGGAAAUGACUUUUUCACGGCACUGUAUGAUAUGGUCAUUAGAGUGGACUCUGCUUGUAAAUUCAAGGUAGAUUUUCCAUGAAAAUAUUACACAAUACCCACUGCACCAUUCUACGACAACGAUCACCUGAAUAGGGCCUGCCACACACGCAUCUUGUCUGAUUUGUGAAAACAGCUCUUGCAAAUGUGUGGGGAAUAUACUUUAAGGCAGGGAGAGGUGGGGAGGGCUACGUGAUCUCUAAACAUGUACAGUUUUACACUUUGGACUCUUCUCUGACACGACACCCCCCCUCACUCGAACAUUGACCCCCUGUGCUAGCAAUGACUCAAGUAUUUUCUUUUAAGCUUACUGUUUUCAUUAAGCCCCACUUUAAGCUGUUUGACCACAGUUGUGAAUUCUGUGAAUGUAAUGUUUUUAAAAUUGCAUAACUGCCUCCAUUUUGCCGGAGCCCAGGAAGAGUAGGGGAUCCAUAAUAAAUACAAAAGACCAGCAACA